GCUGCAUAGAUUUCACAACACAAAUAGUUAUGUGGAUUCAAGAGAUUUUCUUACUAAAGUUUAUACGCAAUUUGAAUUUCUCAUGGAUACGGGACCUAAACAGAGAAGAGAGAUAAAUCCGAGAUAUUCUGCGAAUUUAUUCUCUAUUUUAACAUUCGGAUGGACAUUAGAAACUUUCAAGCUUGGCUACAGCCGUGAUAUCAAAGAUUCCGAUCUUUAUGCACCACUGCCUGAGCAUCGGUCCAAUGUUUUAGGUGAUGCAGUACAAAAAGCAUGGGACCGUGAGGUUCAGAACUGUCGACGUCGCGGGGAUCGACACAAGCCGAGCCUAUGGCGGGUGCUGAUCAAAGUCUUCGGCGUCGAGCUCAUGCUGUACGGCCUCAUCCUUGCAGCCAUGGAGUUUAUCGUCAGGUUGCAGCAGCCGUUGUUUCUGGGACUGUUGCUUCGUUACUACAGCCCAGUUCAAGACGACAGUGUUGUAAGCAACUCCACGUAUCUGGGCCGUUUGUUCUCGUACUACGAUAUGGAGGGCAGCGUGUCGUGGGGCGAAGCCGUGUUCUUCGCCUUCGGUAUCAUCUUCUGUAGCGCCUUCAAUAUCAUGGUCCAGCAUCCCUUCAUGAUGGGAGUCAUGCAUAUGGGCAUGAAGAUGCGGGUCGGCGUCUGCAGCCUAAUUUAUCGAAAGGCUCUAAAAAUAAAUAUUCAAGCCAUGACCGAAAACAGUGGCGGCUUGGUGUUAAACCUAAUGGCUAACGACGUCAAUCGUUUUGACACCGGACCUAUUUUUGCGCAUUACCUCUGGAUUGGGCCUACGGAAACUUUGUUAAUGACGGUGUACUUGUACCGAGAGAUAGGAAUGGCGGCAGUAUACGGGUCCCUGAUUAUCAUAGCCGUUAUUCCGUUUCAAAUAUUUCUGGGAAUCAAUACGGCAUACUACAGGAGAGGGACAGCGAUCAAAUCAGACGAAAGAGUUCGAUUGAUGAAGGAAAUAAUCAUGGGAAUAGAAGUUAUAAAGAUGUACACAUGGGAGAAACCAUUCCGGAAGAUAAUCGACGUCGUGAGGCGUCAUGAGAUAUUCUACAUAAAGAUGACGUCAUACAUCCGCGGCGUCAUCAUGUCCUUCAUAAUGUUCACGUCGCGGUUCGGAAUCUUCAUCACCGUGCUACUUUACGUGACCUAUGUGAACCGUAUCACCGUGGAGAAUGUGUUCUUCCUUACCUGUUACUAUAACAUUACGAAGCAGACUAUGACUCUGUACUUCCCUCAAGCUGUAGGACAGAUAGCCGAAAUGAAUGUAGCGAUACAAAGAAUCCGCGAUUACUUACUGAGUGAAGAAUGUAGCCUUCCUCCUCGCUCUCACAAUAUGCCGCAAGACGUGUCGCCGCCAAAGAAACGAGUUACUAUCAUAGAACCUCAACAGGCAGUGCCAAGUACAAUUCCUGAGCCAAGCACGUCAAAAGACAAUCCUAAAGAAAAAGUUAAAGAGAUUCGCAAAGAUGAGAUCGCGAUACAUUUCGAGAAUGCUUCGAGCAGAUGGCUCAAGUCUUCAGAUAAAGAUGACGUUAUAGAACUGGAGUUGUCGAUUUUCGCCGGUUCUCUAACGACUAUAAUUGGAGCGGUCGGUUCAGGGAAGUCUACGAUACUACACAUGGUGCUUAGUGAGCUGCCCUGCACUAGUGGAACUUUGAACACUCUCGGGAGUGUCAGUUACGCCAGUCAGGAUCCGUGGCUUUUUGUUGGUUCUGUUCGGCAAAAUAUACUAUUUGGCCAGCCAUUCCAGAAGUCCCGCUAUAUGGAGGUCUGCAGAGUUUGUGCUUUAGAACGAGACAUAUCCUUGUUUCCUCACGGAGAUAAAACAGUGGUGGGAGAACGUGGGGUGUCGUUGAGUGGUGGACAACGAGCUAGAAUUAAUUUGGCCAGAGCUGUCUAUAAAGAGGCUGAUAUCUACUUGUUGGAUGAUCCACUGUCAGCUGUAGAUACUCAAGUCGCUAAACACAUAUUUGAAAGAUGUAUCAAAAGGUUCCUGGUGAGUAAGACAGUGGUUCUCGUGACUCAUCAGCUCCAGUUCAUCAAGUCUGUCGAUCAGGUUGUAAUAAUGGAUAAAGGGAAAAAAAUCGCUGACGGCGCCUUUGAUGACUUGGACGAAUCAGAAUUGAAGAUUAUCCAGUUGAUGAACGAGAAUACUCGUGAAGUGCACGAGGAGGAGAUAACGCCGAGUGUUCAGAGCACGUCGGUGCUGAUGCAGCCGAGCACGCUGAGCCUGCACCGGCGACACUGGUCCAUGAUACUCGAUACGAGCGUAGCUGAUCAAAAACCUGAAGCGGAGAUUCAAGCGAGUGGUCGUGUCCACGGGUCUGUGUACCGAGAGUACUUCAUGGCCGGCGCACCUUGUUUCUACGUCGCCAUUGUGGUUCUAAUGUUCUUUUUGGCACAAUUUUGCGCCAGUGCUUGCGACUAUUGGAUCAGUCGAUGGAGUAACGCUGAAGAUAGGUUAUCUGGCGACGAAACAAUAGACGUCCUAGUUUGGGCUGAACAGGGGCUCGGGAGAAAAGACUUUGUGCUCAUUUUCGGAGUGAUAACAUUGGCUACUAUCAUAGUCGCUUUGAUAAGAGCUUUCUUGUUCUUUUCUUUAUGCAUGAAAUCUUCUAUCAAAUUACAUGACCGUAUGUUUGAGUCCAUUUCGAGAUCACCGAUGAGCUUCUUUCAUAGCAACCCUUCGGGCCGAAUCCUCAACAGGUUUAGCAAAGACAUGGGGGCUGUGGACGAGUUACUGCCCCAGGCUAUGAUUGAUUGCUUUCAGAUAAUACUGAAUCUGCUAGGCGUCGUUUUGGUAAUAUUAAUGACUGAUAUCACUCUGAUGAUCCCAAUUGCCGCUGCGAUGGUGAUAUUUUACAUAUUCCGUGUCAUCUACAUCAGAACCACUGGUGCAGUGAAACGUUUAGAGGGAAUCACUCGUAGCCCAGUAUUCGGUCAUGUGAACGCCACCAUCUUGGGUCUGGCCACGAUCCGGUCGUUUGGCGCGGAGUUCCUGUUGGCCGAAGAGUUUGACCGCCACCAGGACCUGCACAGCGCGGCCUGGUAUCUCUUCAUCACCUGCAGCCGCGCCUUCGGAUACUUUCUGGAUCUUAUCUGCUUGUUGUUCAUUAUUUGCGUCACUUUUAGCUGUUUGAUGAAGACUGAUAUGGAUGGCAGUUACGUGGGCCUGGCUAUCACCCAGUCUAUAUCUUUGACUGGCAUCUUCCAGUGGGGUAUGCGACAGUCCGCAGAGAUGGAGAACCAGAUGACCAGCGUCGAGCGCGUGCUGGAGUACACGAAACUGCCGCAAGAGUCCGCUCUGAGGGCUCCUCACGAAAAGAGACCUCCUCCUGACUGGCCUGCAGAGGGCACGAUACACUUCGACAACUUGAGCCUACGAUACUCUCCUGAAGGAAACUUUGUGCUGAAUAGGCUAAACUUUCAUAUCCAACCUCAAGAAAAGAUAGGCAUAGUGGGUAGAACAGGUGCCGGCAAGUCAUCCAUUAUUCAAGCUUUAUUCAGAUUAGCGUAUUUAGACGGCACCAUCAGCAUAGACGGGAUUGAUAUUAUGAGCAUUGGAUUACACGAUCUGAGGGAGAAGUUAUCAAUUAUACCUCAGGAGCCGGUGUUAUUUAGUGGAACUAUGCGAAAGAAUUUGGAUCCAUUCGAUCAGUACCCGGAUGAUCUGUUAAUAAAAGCUUUAGAAAAUGUCGAACUGCAAGUGGAGGGCGAUGAGAGUCCUCUCUACAACCAAGUAGCAGAAGGCGGGUCAAACUUCAGCGUCGGCGAGAGACAGCUGGUUUGCCUCGCCAGAGCUAUAGUCCACAACGACAAAGUGCUGGUUCUGGACGAGGCUACGGCCAACGUGGACGCGCAGACCGACCAGCUCAUACAGACCGCUAUCAGGCUACACUUCAAUACUUGCACUGUGCUUACUAUAGCGCACAGGCUGAAUACCAUCAUAGACUCUGAUAAAAUACUGGUACUGGAUGCAGGUCGACUGAUGGAGUUCGACCACCCCCACAUACUGCUGCAGAACAAGAAGGGAUACUUUCGUAAGAUGGUUGCCGAGACCGGAUCCUCCAUGGCUGCUAUGUUACAUAAAGUGGCUGCACAGAGUUACAAGAACAAGCAGGCUGGGAUUGCAAACAAUGAAGCACAAGUCGUAUGAUUUUUGGUACUGAUAUAUUUUCAUGAUAAUUUAUUUCAAUAUUUAUAUGCAAUUUUAA
Trichoplusia ni (cabbage looper) is the source of this 4241-nucleotide messenger RNA. RefSeq names its product multidrug resistance-associated protein 4-like. Lineage: Eukaryota; Metazoa; Arthropoda; Insecta; Lepidoptera; Noctuidae. The transcript has 29 exons. Gene Ontology annotation, biological process: transmembrane transport. Gene Ontology annotation, molecular function: ATP hydrolysis activity; ABC-type transporter activity; ATP binding. Gene Ontology annotation, cellular component: membrane. Bases 83 to 4183 code for a protein of 1366 amino acids. The record is from RefSeq and is a predicted model, not a curated record.